Messenger RNA from Spirometra erinaceieuropaei, 15130 nucleotides. The record is from the annotation of a GenBank genome assembly. Lineage: Eukaryota; Metazoa; Platyhelminthes; Cestoda; Diphyllobothriidea; Diphyllobothriidae.
AUGCAAUUUUUCCUCUUUUCCAUUACGAAUCCACUGGAGUUUAUCAGAGGUGACCGGCCAGUUGUUCAACAGCACGGUCCUUUCACAUACCAUCAGCGCCAGGAGAGGGUGGACGUGUCAUUAAACCCCGAAAACGGCACAAUCAGCUACAGUGAUAGGAAAUUUUACGUAUUCGACCGAAACCUCUCCGGCGCGGACGAGAACAUCACAAUAACCACUCUCAACCUAGCCUACAUCGCAGUUGCAGAAAAGUCGCAACAGUUCCCAACGAUGGUCUCCUUCGUUAUGCGCAUACUGGAGUUGUAUUACAACGAAAACCUCUUCGUGAACAAGACAGCGAGAGAACUGAUCUGGGGGUACAAGGACCCAGUAUUGGAAAUUGUAAAAAAACUGAUCCCCAUUCAAACUGAGAUAGGCAUUUUUGUUGGCAAGAACGGGACUGAGGACGGAACGUAUGUCAUUCGGGACGGUUUCAAUAACCCAGAAGAGUUAGGUCAGAUUGUGUCCUAUCACAAUUCGUCUUCCGUUUCUUGUUGGCGCACUGACUGGGCUAACAUGAUUAAUGGAUCCGAUGGUUCGUUGAUACCACCUUUUCGCAGUCAGUACGACAAAAUCUAUUUGUUUGCGGCCGAUGUUUGCAGGUCAUUUACCUUCACGGCACAGGGCUCGUCGCUGGUCCGUGAAAUUCCCACGAUCGUAUUCAAGCUGUCUAGGGAGUCGCUCCUUUCGCCUGAUUUAAACCCUGACAAUGCGGGUUUUUGCAUCGACUACCCUAAUUGCCCCAAAUCUGGUGUUUUAAAUAUGAGCACCUGCCUUCAUGGAGCACCUGUUGUCGUCUCUCUCCCGCACUUUUACCAGGUGAGUAAGACCAAGUUAUUCCCACUUUCACAGACUUCUACAUUUGAACGUACGUAGCACUUUCUCAACUAUCAUACUUUUCUUCUUAAUUUAACAAUCUAGAAUGAUCAACAUAAGAGCUCUGAGACAUCGUAUGUGCCCUUUUAUGCCGACAGGCUUCCUUAAGUAGCGACUAAAAUUCGGGGUCUAUUCUGAGGUCAAUAAGUUUGGCCAUCGGCCUCUUUACUACGAUUAUAUCACCGAUCAAAGUAAUCGUGAAUUUUGACCGGUACCCCGUAAGUGGCCACUCCUGAUUAUUUUAAUUAACCAAUAGCCAUUGGAAAGUGUUGUUCGCACAGAUCACAAGCGUUUGCGUAUUUGUGGUGUCACAUUUUGCUUUAGGUCAGACAGUUCUGAGCAAUUUGGAACAUUCUUUCUUGCGGCAAAAUCUAUCAAGAAACACUCGCUAGGACCCAUGGAAACUCCAUCCCAAUUUUCUUCGGCCACUGUGGUAAUGUUGAGGUUAGGCUUAAAGUUCAUGCUUGCGGCUACUAUGAGGGGCUAGAUUUAGUGUAAUCUGAAUGCCGACACCUACUCGUCAAAACGUGACCAUAACCCUAAGCCCUCCUCUCCCGUAACAGCAUUAUGACUGAAUUCAAACCCUUUUACGAAGCAUAUUCCGAGGCCAUAUAUAACUCUAGUCGUAAGCCUCACUGUUUCUAUUGGCCAAUCAUAACCCUUAUCUCCUCUAUCCGAUACUGUUCCACUACGCAAUGAAACGUGUCAGCUACGCCUGAACCAUGUCCGGUUGCAGCCAGUCAUUAAAGAUCAAAAAUAUCGAUCGACGUCACAAUGUCGACGAGCCAAAAGCCAAUUCACAGGCGGCGUAAGCAGUCAACUGUUCGAACGCUGUCGCCACGCCGAGUAGACUGCCACAGGUACACAAAUUCGCCAGGGAUUUCCUGAAGGUGCUUCUAAUCACAAGUUUCACAAGAUCGAAAUCGUAAUAGUAUCUACGUCUAUGGAUUCUUGUUCGGAUGGUACGGCCUUUAUGCAUAGACAUGAGGGUGUGUAUCAUACAGGAAAACAGCCUAGAACAAUUUAAAUUUCUUCAGAAUAAAUAGCAUGACGUACAGGUCGGAUAUGCGGGUGAACCCUGCAAUGGGAGUUGACAGGCGUGCUAUGUAAAAACUGGCAUAAUCAAUAAGGGGCGACUGGUGGUAACCAACACCGAAUAUCGAUCAGGCCUCUGGGAGUGCGUGACAAGGGAGAGAGCGUGGUCGAACCCGUAAUCCAAUUAAUAACAUGGCGCCUUUUACAUCUAUUGCCGUGACCUGUGAGUACGGAGCAAAAGUACUACUUGUACUUGGUACGCCAGUGAUCAUGUUUGGUCUAGCUGGUCUCGAUGAUGUCACGUAUUGCACCUCUCCACGCGUGACGAUCUGCGGCGGCAGAUUUGGAAGGCUCUGGACCGAACAAGAGGACUGAAGCUCUGAGGGAAUCCACCGACUUUGCGAUGCGUGUGGUUACUUUGCCCUUUGUUCCACCCGCAACGUUGGUAAUGUAAGGGCCUGUCCGAGGCGGUUGGAAAUAGUUCGUCUAAUGAGGGCUCGGAGACUAGUUUUUUCCCACUCAACAUAGUGUGAGAACAUUUAUAUUGUCGUAGCAAAACUUCUGCAUAGGUGUAAAAACAUUUCAGUUUUUAAUUAAAUUCGUAUUAAUGAUCGUACUACCCUUUUACCGAAGUUUGUAAACGUGUCGUACAUCACCAAGGGGCAACUAGGUGCUUGCUUUAUUUUUCUGGUUAUUCUAUUUUGCCAUUAAAUCCAUAGAAGUGUCAAUCCCUCCCCUAAACAUGAGCAUCUUCUGAAGGAAAAGGAGGGAUUAUAUUCGGUAGGCAGAACCUGACCACCGCUGUCUUCGGCAUCUUCCAUCUACAGGGCUCAGUUAGCAUUUGUUUUUUUUUAACCCAUUCAGUCAAAUGUUACGUGUUGCAUCGUACAGUGCAACAAAUGUAGAUGCAGGUGUUCGACAGUUAAUUAAAUAGCAAGCAGUAUCGACAUCGUACCCAACUUACAGUAAUUCGACUUCUCAUGCCUGUUGUGUCCGUCCAGCAUACUUGAAUGUAGACAUAGGCAUGUACUUGUCGGAGUCAUUGUCCCGCUUGGCUGGUAAAUUCCUAGCCAACUCUUGAAACAACAGUUAGUCAGCCAAAUAUCCACUUCGAUCCCAGCUGCGGUCCGUAUCUCUGUAGCUGACCUUCCUAUGACCAAAGUCGAUAAUCACGUCAUGUUACUGACAAAACAAGGGAGACUGUAAUGGCUAUUCCUGAUUUAUUUGCCCUCGACAGCCCGCUAUAUUUCGCCUCCGGGCGGACAUCCGAGAUUCGACCAACUGAUUCAGGUGCAAAAGUAAGAGACAGGACCAGUGGUUUGCGUAUGUCUAGUUGAUGAUGUCAAACGAGCCACAGACAGCCAACGUAUCUUUCUUCGCCUUUGUGGGGGACACCUUCGACUACUGAUUGUUUGUCUUAGUGAGACCACCUGCGAGGACUCUGAACCUGGCGCUCAAAAACAAAACAGAAAUGCCCAUUUCCGCCCUGCACUCAAGGCAGAACAGUGGACACCACUGUCAUGACACUUUGGAGUGCUCAAUGGGUUUUAUUUGUAUAGUGAGUCCCAAAAUUGUCAAUGUAAGACGACUGUGGAACCAUUUCCCGUUCCGAAUCUUAUUUUGCAAUUUGAUUAGGAUCGAUCCAACUUAUUUGAUCCAGAGCCUUAUAACUGAUUAGCAGCUUUGACCCUCAUUUGCUGCGUCCAGAAGGUCCAGUAGAUGGGCUAGUGAGUUGCACGUUUCCACGAUUAAUCAGCCUUGGAACCACUCAAAUACGGGCCUUCCGUCGCUGCGGUGACCUACAUGUGCACACUUGCGUAAACUGUGGGCUUUAGUGUUGAUCAUGCUGCAGCCAGCUGGUCAGAUAUACACACUCCCACGCUGUUUCGUCUUCGUUAGCCGGAGAUUGUCAGCAGUGCGCUUGUCAAUUCGUGUUUUUUUCGAUGGCACACAGCCUGAGUUGUGUCGAACCCCUCAUAAAAACAUGACUGUAACUCUUACGGCUGGUGUCGGCACCACAGCACACAGAAGUCUGGCGUCAGACUCGCCCAGGUUGCUCGGACAAGUUUUCAGACAAUUUUACAUUUAAUGUGGACAUCAUUUAAGUAUCGACUGACAGACAUAAGUCUGUUUAUCUGACUGCUAACCAUCAGUGGAGGUUGUUCUGCUAUCGUUACCCGUGGACGCGUCAGGUAGUCGGUAGUUAGACCGGCAGGCAGUCCCCCUCAUCCUACUGUGCCCGUGUCCCUGGAUAUUGCGGACUUCAACAACCAAAAGAAGAUAAAGCCGUAGUACUUUAGUCUGGAUUUUUUUAUCAGUGACAUCAACGAAGCAUAUGACUGUUGGCGCAGAAUGCAGUUUCCGACUUUUGCAUCCAGCCACCUCCGUGAGAGGAGUUUGAAAGUUGAACUAACAUGCAGAAACGCAUGUAGAGCUGGACUACGUUUGACAUUGACCUGUCGCAAAUACCAACUGUCUCCAACGCAUAUUUUACUGACUUAGGCGGUACCGAUUUACCAAAGAUUUGGCUGCGCUGGAACCAUUAUUACGGCCUCAUAGUAUGAACGCAUAGUCUAACCUAAUUUUCAGAAGCCUAGUACGGUCGACGGUGAAAAUCUGGAAGUCAAAUGGUUAUUGCUAGGAUCCAUGAGACCUCGACUCUGCUGGUCAACGAGGGUGGACAAGACCAUUUAUGUGGGUGUGAAUUAUCCGUGGUUUGCCUCAGAAAUUGAGCGUACCUAGGUGCGCCAGCACCUGCAUGUGGGGUAUCAAUGUCUGAUAACGGCCGGUAAGGCAGAACUAGUCAUUAAAGUGUUCCUAAUCUUGUUGGUAAUGUUUGUCGGUGGGAUGAUUGCUCGCAUUCACACGACAGUCUGGGCGGGCUCUAGACGCGGAUCUUAGAACGUGAAUACUCGUUUCUCUUCUGCAGUCGGGAGAAAUUGGUGAAAAUCUCUCACACGUAACUUGACAUAAUCCUACUGGACUUAAAAUUUCCAUUACCAAGUGUGCCCGUAUCCAACUGUCGGGCGCGUAUUCUGGGAUUGGGGUGCCGCUGGUUGAUGACAACUAAAAAUUUCGAGGGGGCCAUCGCGUGCCCUAAUAUUCGUCAGUAGUUCACCUCUAUCAUUUCUGGCCAGCGGUCUGCUCGUCUAAGAAUGGUAGAAAACACUAGGUGCACAUGCGGCCGCCAGUGUUAAUUGUGUAGAUGAUAAAUCCGAGCUAAUGAGAAUGCAAAGGUAGUGGUAUUUGACAAUGUUAAGGGUUUACAGAAUAUGUAAAAUUACACACUCAUCAAACUGCUGCAGACUUAGCACGUUAGAAGUGUGGGUCCCUUUGACGAGUUCGACGAGUUCGACCCACGCCAAGUUAAACGUCCUCAGAUCACAAGCCAGGGAAACAGGAUUAACAGAAUGGCAAUUGUUGCAGCAGAGGGCGGACAAGCCGGUCGAGUCUCAAAUAGAAGCGGAAGUGAGUACCUACGGAGCGAGAUGCAGUCGACGGCCACUCACUGGUGGCCACUUAUCGAUCGGUGUCAAGCUUAGAGUCACGCCUACGGUGGAGGACAACGCACGCGAACGCAGAAAGAUGACAUGAUAAGCGUGUUAUGACCCGACCCGGUACUCAAAAAUCACACGAAACGUAUGCGCACUCGGCUGCUGCCCCUAACACCAACAAGCCAGGGGAAAUGUAUUAAACGUGCAAGUCAUUCUCACUGGAAAAAUGACGCACACUUACAACAUCCUACGGGGGUUGGCCAGCGUUCAGCCCAAUGCACUUCGAGAAAAUUCCAGACGAGCUGAGCAACUUCUUGCAGACACAGACCAAUCAGGUUCAAGGGGGCCGCCAAUGGCGAGACGCCGUCAGCACCCUGACAGCGUGCCAACGGCAUGCCAGAGAAUGCGUACGUGACUUCCGAUCGUCUAGGCGGCUGGAUAGAUCGUACUGACACUGGAACGGGGGUUUCUCGCCCUGGUUUUGGCACUUGAAUGCGUCCAGUAGUAGUUCCGACAGUAGAUUUUGGUCCGGACUUGGCACUUCUGUGUGCCUAAACUAAUUCCCAUGGCGCCUCCAAAUGUCUGAUUCGACAAGAAUCUUGUAGACGACGUAAUAACAAUUUUGGCGAUUACGUUCAACCGUCCAAUUUUCUGAAUUGCCCCUAUAGUUUGUUUGCCAGUACCGUCUCACUCGGAUAGACCGAUUGUUGCUUUCUCCGUGGUGUCGCUUGUAUUACCUUCCCAUUGACGUCGGACGGACUGUUUCCCGACCAAAAUUCCGCUGUCCUCCCACGGAUAUCUUUGGAAAAAUUACGUCAAGUGGUGUGCGAAGCUUUCUGUGUAUCAGUGCCUCUGCAGGCGGGACACCAUUUGGAGAAGAAUUCCGGCCACUUGCUGUACACGUCGACAGCUAUGAGGCAGUUUUGGUCAUUUAUUGGUCCCGCAUAAUCAGUGUGUAUUCUAGACCACAAGGCCCAUGGUAAAUCUCAUGCCUUCAGCGUGGUCUUUGUUGGCUCCCUUAGUGAGAGGGCGUACUUGGUGCAUGAGCGAGUCAGCCAUUCCAAUUGCUGGUCCAUGUGAGGCCAGUGCACAUAACUGCGAACGAGAGCCUUCGUGUGGUUGAGUCCCAGGUGCCCGCUGUGAAGCUGGCUCAAGACUUUUGCUUGCUGUUUCUGUGGAACCACGACACUUUCGUAGAACAGGAGGCGGAUGUUAACGGCGGAGAGAGAAUGUUGUCGUUGGUGAACUGCUGUAGUUAUCCAGAAGGUUUUUGGGGCCACUGAGUGCAAUGCUACUUAAUGAUUUGCCUCAACAGUAGAUCCUGCCGUGCUGCGUUUCAGGCUUCCCCAAAAGUGACUGUGAAUGUACGAAUAGGGUCUGUAAACCGGCUAUGAACUUCUGACUCAAUGGAGACGGACACGUUGACUGUGUGCUCAGGUUCAUUAUUCGGUGUGUUAUAGAGCGAAAAAGUACACCUACCUAGCCGAUGCCCGUCGUCGGUUGGUACAUUUCUAAGCAGCAUAGUCGCCCAGCGCUGAAGACGAUUUGCCGAGUACGCGGGAACGCCUUUCACCCACCCGAAAUUUGCAAGAAGUUUACAGCCCGUUACAAGGGCGAAAUGCCGGCGAAGGUGUUCCUGCCAAUCCAUUCAUAGUUGCACCCCGAAGACGUUAACGAACUUAUGGUAUGACAAAUAGCAUUUUCCGUGUUAUCGAGAAAAAACGUGUGCAAUUACGGCGUCAUUUCCAUUGUUAAAGACGUCCGCUGAAAAGAUUAUCUUCAGACCAGGGUUGAAUUGCGUGAGUAACAAGUCAGAGCUCAACAACGUUUUCAUGUCUUUAUUUUUUGGAUGAUGAAAGCGGCGCACUCCCGGAAGGACUGAGCUGUAAUAACUCGUGUGACCGGAAGAGGCAGCGACUAAUUUACACUUGUUGGGAAUACUGAUGGGCGUUCAGAGCAGCAUUGAGACGGGGGGGGAAGUCAGCACAGACACCAACGUUGUCGGUGGCUUUCUUAACGGCAACGAUUGGCGCAGCCCAUGCGGAGUAGUUCACUGGUUGGAGAACACUGGCUGUCUGAAGUCGCUUGAGUUUUUUGGUCAGCUAUUAUGAGUGCAGUCUAAGACAUUAGUUGUUUUGGUCGGAAGACUGGGUUGAGAACAGGAAGUGACUCUUACCUUGAUGCAGCAAUCAAGGCCGUCUUUAAGAAAGGAGGCGACUUUCUUCUGUAAAGUGGACUCAAGCUUUGCAGCCAACUGAUUCGAUAUGGCAGGACUCUGUCAAGAAAAGUGCAAACUAUUGCAAGCACAAUUAAAUGGCACCUUUAGAAGGCUGAGUUUAUCAAUUCGGCGGAAGCCAGGUAAAUUGAGAUUAGGGUGGUUGGUGAAGUAAUAUGUUUCCUUGAACUGAUGGCUAUCAAAGGGAACGUCACAUUCAAGUCCAACUGUGAGCCGGAUAAUUCCCGCAGAAGCAUUCAGUGCCUUUUUGUGCGAUAUGAUCAUCAGAAGCCGGGAAAUCAUGCGCCAAGUACGCUUGGAGAUGAGAUUGUCCGAGGCCGUAUCUAGUAUUGAUGUACCAUUAUUAAUAACGAUCAUCAGGUAUUUUCUUUGUGAAUCCGACUCUGUUGUAGACGUGGCCAGAAUGGAGUGAAACUUUGGACCGAAACUGACUGAAGGGCGUCUGAGACGUCAUGCUUCCUCUUGUGAUUUGAAAGAUUGGUCGGCCGCACAAUGAUCUUCCAUGUGCCCACGCUUGUGACAUUUCUGCCAGACGUGCUUGAAUAAACGGAAGUGAACGAAAUGUCAAUUACCACAUUGCAGACUUGCGGUUGGUGGUUUUCUGGACUUCGAUUCUGGGGGCUAGUAUGAUGACGAUGAAAUCAUAUUGGUGACUGCAUGAACAUUGAUGACGACAAGUGCGUGACUAGGCUGCUCCACAAUCGCAGAAUCAUGCUUAAGACUUUUGAGCCGCUGACACAUGGCAAUGUCCGUAGGGCGGUGUCAGGGCCUUGUCGAAUUUUUCUGAGUAGACAAGUUCUGAUUUCAGCCUCGCGAGGUGGUUUAAAAGCGCAAACAAAAAUGAGACACUUAAAUUUAUCUUCUGUCAUAGUUCACAGCCUGAACCUUUCCUACUCACGACUGACAAUACUGGUGAAAGUCAGAAAAUCGUUUGUCCCAUUCUUCACCAACUUCAGGCAUUGGUAUCGAGUGUUGAAAAGUGACGAAUUCUCCCCGAAUGUCUCUGAGGGUUGCUUGACCGUUUCAUCAGAUGGGAAGUCACGAGGGUUUUUUUCGACAGAAUCAUGUCAGUGUACCACGAGUGCCCUUGGAAUCCAAUUUGCAUAAUAACAGACGCACGUCCCAAACAUCAUUGGCGUUGUCAAAUUAAGUGUGGGAAAUGUCUUCCCAAUGUCUGAAACAUGUACUGAGUGUCACGUCCGGAUCGAGAUCAUAGAUGAGCUGGAUAGUACUAGCAGCAACUGCGUCCGCUGACGUGGACUGCUUCCCAAGGGAUGCUGGAUCACGAAAGCACGAGCUGGACUUUUACAUCAUCAGCUCGAUCAUCUUCAGGCAGGCUGCAUCGAACUGAGCCUGUUGCCGGUGUAUGGUGAACAGUAGGUCUUACGCAGAGACAUUGUGAGUACCACGUCGCCAUUUAUUUAUGAACUUACCGAAAGUCUCGCUGGCCCCCCGUCCAACGACUCUCCUUCAUCAACCCCACGAACCAAACUGAAAAGCAAGGGCAGAAGAAUAGAGUGCAUAAUGGUGUAUUCUAAUAGCAUACAUAAUGCGAAAGGUCUGAGGUUAGACCUAAAUUUGCCAAAUCAGAUGGUGUCCUUGAGUGGCUAGUACGUCGGUUGGGCUUAUGACUAAACUGACUGGUUAGGUAAACCUCCAAUCCUGUCGAGAGCUGGCACGACAUUAGCACGCGCACGGCAUGUGGGCGGAUCGUUUGGGCGGCGUCCCGACAGUUACUGACGCUCCUUAUUUAUUCACGAAACGUUAGAUAUGGUGUUUGAAACCGGAAAAGAACAGUUAGCAGUGUUUAGGCGUUGAGAGCAUUCAGAGCGUUGCGAUCAUCAGGCCAAGCACCGAGUUGUAGGAAAAGACAGACGUCACGAGAAUGAGGCAUUUAUUGUAGACGGAACCCUAAGUUGCCCUCGGGCGACAGUGGCCGCUAACGGGGUCAGGACAUGCGAUGACGGUGUAUGCUCGUGCCUGAGAGGGCGAGGGCUAGGUAGAGGCAGCCGCCUAAAUAGCUAUGCGGGGGAGGCACCAGUGUUGUCCAAUGGGUGUGUGCUUCAUUCGCCGGGGGAGCGGUGCGUUCAAGUGGCGCACGGGUAGUUGCGACUGUACAGACGCACAUGUGCCCGCGCUAGAGCCAGUUGAGUGGCCGCAGGCCAGCGCGUCUGGAACCGCUCGCUGCGAAAGUUGGAUGACCUUGAUGUAACGGAGCCUUGAACAAGGACGUCAGAUAUCGCACUGGUGACAGUCAGCAACAAUUUCAGCCCGAUUUAUCUAACACCAUAAAAUACUAGCCAUUGAACGUAGUCAUUUGCGUGGCUUUGACUGAGAGAGGAAGGAAACGGUUAAUAAACACCGUCCUCAACCAGCACGGAGCGAUAGUAAGGAAAAUAUCCAUUUGCAUACGAGAUUCGGGUUUUCUCCGUAUUGCCUCGAUCUCAGAGGAUCGUAGGCGACGCGUCAUACUUGAACUAAAGCGGGCUUUCAACAAUCCUGAAUCAACAAUUUGGCCAUUGUUGGCAACUGGUUCUCAGCUUUAAAUAGUUCAACCGUCGUACCCGACGACGUUCACCCUGCGCUCCAUAGCAAGGUGGAACAGGCACGGUGACAUGCGCGUGAAUUAGUUUAUAAUGAGUGCAGACUUGCGUAGCAUCUACCACGCCAUCUCCUUCCCCCCCCCCCCCCCCCACCUGGACCUGCCAAGACAUAAUCAAGAAGACCGGAGGCGGAAGAGGGCGCAGGUGAAAACCCACACUUAGGCAUACCACCACACCCCUAGUCCAAAUAAACACUUGACCAGGAGUUUAACCAACAGCUGAACCACGACGGGUCAGAAAGACGAGGAUGAUUGUGCAGCCCUGCUCAUGAUCUGUGCAUUUAGCGGGGGCGCAAGCGCAUCUACCGGCAAGGAACCAGGUGCCAGAGAACUGCAAUGCACGCUAGGCUGUGGGAGCCAUGGUUUGCUGAUCAUGGCAUAGCAGAUGCCCACAUACAUUGAACCCCAGAUGGGUGACACACACGGCCCUGCAUUUGGCCUGGGCCCUCACCCUUCAACGGCUGGGUAACCAGUCAGCCAUCGACUAAGGGGCACUACUCACAGAAUACACAUACACACUCCCCGCAUUCGUGAGAGUGCCAGAGGUCAUUUUAUGAAGGAACCGUGAUGGUCUGGCUCUCAGCUCACCAGUCCGCCACUCCACACAAACACACACAACUGGACUGACUGCGUGGACUGAGUUGGGGCGUCAGUCAGUGGCUCUCCAAGCCACGGUGCUUAGUGCACGAUGAAAUUCUCGGAUUCGGAUCACACAUGCAGCAGCUGAGCCGCAUGGAGGGGGAGCCGAGAACACACUUCCCACUCGCGUGGGAGGUAACAAGUAAGUGCUUGCGAUGGAUGAUGUUGUUGUGUGGUGUAGGUGCUGGUGGAGUAAUGUUCGAUGGUGUGGCGUAGCCGGCAGUUGUCAGCCGUAGUUGUCUGUGAAUGCGCAUAGGACCUAAUAUGCUUGUGGGAUGGCGGAAUGUGCGGGGACAGUUGAGGCCAAUGCGACGAGUACAGGUUAGUGCUCCAGGCAUUGGUUCGCCAGCCUCUGUGCAAUGGACUCGCAAGUGAACGACCAGGCCAAUGGGUGAGUUGAAUGUACGGGGACAACGUGGGCAGGACAGAUCGGCAGUGUCAGAGUCGGUUUCGGUGAUGGUGGCGGUGGUGGAGCUGCUGGUGGUGGGCGCGCUGGGCGACGAGGUGGGGUUUGGGCUAGGCAUGGUUGGUACGCAAGAUGUGCUAGGUACAUAUGUCGGAACUGCGGUGAAUGCCGCACUCGUGGAUACGCAUGCGACCUAGCAGGCCCACGUGGUGAGUGAAUGUGCGGGAGCAGUGUGGACAGUGGAGGCGGAUGCGGGAAGUGUAUGUGGAUAUCCCAGGCGCUGGUUCUCUAGUCUCUGUGCGAUGGGUUCGCAAGUGACUGACCGAGCCGAUGUGUGAGGUGGAUGUGUGAUCGUAACGUGGACACGUAUGGACCGGCUCCACAUCGUUGGUUUUGGCGGUGGUGAGGUUGAUGUUUUUCGGUGCGUCAGGGUUGUGUACAGUGUUGUUGGGGGGAGGAGCCAUCGCAGCAGUUGUUGUGGCUGUGGAGGAUGGUAAUGGGAGAUCAGGAGCGCGAUUAGGGUUGAUUGUAGACGUGAGGGUUGGAGCAGGGAUGGACUGGGAGACAUCAGCUGGUGCCGUCCGAUGCUGCAGUUGGUUCGAAGAUGUCCAAUGAGACCGCUUGUUGUCCGGAACGUCUACUGACAUCGUGGGCAGGUCGGGGGCGGUUGUAAGUUGGCGUUGCUAGGUGGGGAGAAUUAAGAUUUGCGAGCUUUACGUUUGGCUUUGGUGGCGGGUAGAUCACUGCGCCGGUCUUCACUGUCCUUCUCUAGUCCAGUCGGUCCCGGCCGAGGUUUACCAAGUUCAUUGGGUUUAUCUGCAGGCGCUUCAGGGAAGUUUUUAGAGUGCUAUUGUAGCGCCGGACUGGACCUCCUUGUCGACGGGAACCCGUGGCGACAUCUUCAUAGAAGAGUCGUCUUGUGGCCGCUUAUCGUUCAUCUGCACGAGGUGGCAGUUGUCUCAGCAUGGCGUGGAUGCCGAAGAUUCCUGCGCGUCCUAGUAAGUCCGUGUCAGGGAUCCGGUCCUGCAACGUCAGCCUAAGUAUCGGCCUCCACGCCUGCGUCUUGUACACCGUCUAGGUCUCCGCUUCAUACAGCAUUGUCGGCAGGAUGAUCGCUUUGUGCACCUUUCGUUUGGUGUUAAGGUGGAGAACGUGACGAUUGCAGACGGUGUUUGGCUUUAAAUAGUUCGUUUGACAUGCAUUCGGCCGGACUAGCCGCUAAGUGCUCUUGUCUGCACCCACUGUAUUUGCAUCAGCAACUAAACUAAUCUCGAAAUCUGGCGCUCAUUAUAUUGAUGGGGAAAAUUAAUUAGAUCUGCUGAUUGGUAGCCUUGAUCCUUGGAUUUUGCAGCAGAUAGCGUAGAGAAUAAUUGUUGAAAUAUCAUUUUAACUUAGCCGGAAAUCCCUAAUCUCCCUUCUCAUCAUAAAGUAGACGACAAAACUACAGUUUCGAAAUCCUCCAUUCGUGAAGUAUGCUCGAUACAGCGAAUUUCCUACUUCUGCGGAGGCAGCAUUCCUGCCCAGUGCCUUUUGCAGUCUCACUUUUGGGGCUGCUGACAAGAACAGGAGUUCUGAGUCGCGGGGGGCUGUCGACGCAUAAUGUUAAGAAAACUAAAACCCUCAUGAUUUACCGUUGGACGUCCAAGUCACUGCUCUUCUCCCUUUUGCGCGCUUUAAAAUUGCUGCUAUUUUACGCCAAGCCGUAGCUCAAUCAGGAUCCAGGAGGAGCAGCGAUCCCCGGCCCUCCGUGCUCUCAGGCCCUGAACUUAGACAAAUGGUUCGGUGUGAGCACCGUUGGCAACGAUGUUGUCAGCUGCCCUUGUUUUGUGGUCAACAUCUAUAUCCUUUACUUGGAGUCCCAUCCUCCAACAACAAAGAAUGACGUAUUCGGCGUUACCUAGGUUAAUUGCAUUCAUCAGAUGACGACGUUAAUAGUGGGGUAUUCCAUUCAGUCACCGGAUGCCCGAACUUUUCUGUGCGUGAAUUGAAAAUAAGCCCUGACUAAUUUUAAUAGUUUCGGGGCUAAAUCAGCGGUUUUGGGGAGUAUAAGUUAGUCUACUGUGUCCAACCAACCAGAAAAGUCGUGGAAUCAGACUGCUGUCUUCUUUCGAAGCAAUUAUUGAUGGUCUGAGACAGUUUCCGCAGUUAGUAUCUGAUCUCUGCAACCUUUCUGCCGAAGUGAAAACCGUCCUGCGGUUCCUCCAUUCACUUGUUUCUGGAGAAACGAAAUCCGUUCAGGAGUUUGACAGGAAAGAUUUUCGUGGUCACAUAGGUUUACUUGCUGCCUGCUGUGACACCCCGUCUUGUCUCCCUUCCUGGGAAGGGGCAGGUAUAGCUUCGUUCUCACGCUGACGACUGGGGACCGUUUCGACCACGAUAUCAUGUUGGGCCAUUAUCAAGUUUAAGUCGGCCCUCACUGCUCCGCAUUCCGACGCGAAGGUAUUUGGAAAUAUAAUUGUCUAGAGAUUCUGGCGCUUCGCACAUAAUCCUUCAGAUAAAGGCCGAUAUCCAGUACUUUGAUCCAAACUUGCACUAGCCUCGGGCAAUACACGAAACUCCAACCAUCGGGGUGCCAUAUCCUUUUGUUUCUCAUCCAAAUGAGCCAUAUGAACGUUAACUUAUUCUGCAAAAAAGCGUUUUGUAAAAUUUUGGCUUAGUUUGUCGACGGCUUGGACGCCUUUGGAUGCCUGUUAGCUCCUGCACUCCAAUGCGUGUGGCACAUGCUAUGCUCCCUGCCCCGUAUUCCUCGCGCCCAUUAAGUGUUCUUCAAGAACUCUACUGACCCGGUAUUGGCCUACGAGGAUGUAGUCGGUCUUUGCCUUCGUCUUACCGUAGGUUCCCUGCAAGGUCAUCAGGUUCCGCCUCGGGUGCUAAGAUUUUUUUGUUAACCAGAAGCAAAUAAUUUUCCUUCUGAAAGUCGAGAAGCCGAUCACCAUUGACCGACCGAUCCUAAACUACUACUACUUUUCCGAUGACGGAGUGAAUAAUUGGCCACUGUCAUAUUCGCGCGCACUCAAAUCCCUUGAACAGUUAUGAUUUUGUUCGCGAGAAUAGAUGAUUCGUUUUUCUUAACAUCUACGCUGGGCGUCGCGGCAGAGACAACAAGUAUUUUUACUUGGUUAACUACACCCGUGUGCAGACGAGGCUGGGAGAGAAGUACUCGUGUUGUGAGCACCUUGGAAAGCUUAAACCUUACCCUCUACCAGGUAGGCGCCUCAAGCACCACUCGUUGUCUGUGCUAGGCUUUUGUAUUUUCCCAGGAGUAGGUGUAUACACUAUGAGUAAUGUUUUCAGGUCAGGUUUGCAUGUUUGGUCCGGAAGUGUAUAUGAAUAUUCGAACCGAAAUCCAUAAUCUCGUCUUCUCUUUCUUCUCUGAGGCUGAUGAAAGUUAUCAAAAAGCGGUCAUUGGUCUUCACCCCACUGAGGACAUGAUCACACGAUUGGACGUUGAACCGCAUACGGGUAUCGUCCUUAGGGCCGAGAAGCAGUUGCAAGUAAACGGUGUAGUCCGACGCAACGAUGAAUUCCCAUCUCUGCGGCACGUACGUGACACCUUCUUCCCUGUCGCUUACUUCAAAGAAUCAUUUACUGCGCCUGAGGAUAUCGCCGCCAAGCUGCGCGACUCUCUUUUUGUGCCGCUUCUCACCGCGAAGAUAGUGUCCAUCUGCCUGAUAUCCCUUGCCAGCGUUAGCCUUGGCAUCCUCUUUCUCGUCUUCCUUUUGCGCCGGCGACCGGCUACCGAGCUAGUUCUAAGCGUUUCCGAACCCAACGACCAGAGGCCCCUGAUGUCUGACACAGCCUGA